Molecule: messenger RNA, 598 nt
Organism: Trichobilharzia szidati
Lineage: Eukaryota; Metazoa; Platyhelminthes; Trematoda; Strigeidida; Schistosomatidae
Source: the annotation of a GenBank genome assembly
AUCAAGUCAGAUAGUGACUAUUCAGCACAUAGUGUGGUAAAAUGGUGUCCCAGAGGACGAAAUUGAACCUUAUCCUUCUCAUUAGUCUGUGCAUUGUCAAUAUUGAAGAGAGUGAAUCAGGAGAAUAUCAAUUUGGCUUCACACUUGAUGAAUCAGGAAUAAUCACUGUUGAUUUUGGGGCGGUCCAGUUUUCUUUCUAUGAUAAUUACACAGUUGCAGUUAAUUCUACUGGCUGUGUAUGGAUGGUUGACAUGAGCGGACCACUAAUUGAUGAGGAGGAAACGAAAAAAGGAACUCGUAACGGUUCUUUAGACUGUGAUACGUGGCAUGUGUAUCCAUACGCAAGGGUCAGACCUGAUCGAGUACUUUUUAACAAGGAAAAGUAAUGGAUGGCUGUGCAAAUUCCCAUUGGAUCUGCACUGAAAAAUGCAAAAUAACACUCCAUACUCAGUGCAUAACUGAACAAUAGCUUCAACUUUGCUCAUUCAAAUGCUUUGCUUAAAUAUUUUUAAAAACGUACACGCUUCUCUUUCUGUAGAUUAGGUCUUUUCGAAUAAAUGCAUAUUCAAAAAGUCUUUUCUUCUUAAUAAAACACGAG